This is a messenger RNA of Plasmodium vivax (malaria parasite P. vivax), 2778 nucleotides long. RefSeq lists its product as hypothetical. Bases 1 to 2778 code for a protein of 925 amino acids. The record is from RefSeq and is a predicted model, not a curated record. The transcript has 2 exons. Lineage: Eukaryota; Apicomplexa; Aconoidasida; Haemosporida; Plasmodiidae.
AUGGACGCAGCGGACCCAGAACUGCAUGAAAGUUUGAGCGGGUGCCUGGAAAACGAACUGAGGGACAACUACCUAGAUUCGAUGAUUGAGUGUGGUGGAGACGACUACCACUCGGAUGACGUCCACUACGAUCCGGAUGACUUAACUGAAGAGACGAAGAGAAAAAAGUACCACACGUACGGAAGGAGGUACUCAGAUAAGGACUUCCAAGCAGACAACGUGCAUAAGUACUACCAGCAUUUGCCCCUAUAUUACGGUGGGGAAAAAGAGGGGCCAAUAAAAAGGUUCAAAAGGGUUUACAGAGCGAAUAAGAUAGAAAACUUGGAGAGGAACAUUAGGGAAGAAGAUUUGUAUUACCCCUCCGUCCCUGUGCAGUGGAAGGUAUACGUUUGUCUCUUCUUAGAUAAGCAGUAUAAUUACGAAACAGAAAGGGAGCAACAUAUUUAUGAACGGUUUAAUAAAAAUGUACGGCACAGAUAUGCCUUGGAAUUCCUCUCCUGGGUGAAGCUCUCCACAAGAAUUUACCAAAACACUUCAAAAGUUUUGAUGGUUUUUAAUUUGAAGAGAAAGGAAAACAUCUUUGGCAACCUCCUCUUCUUCACCUCCGUCAAUCUACACUACGCAGACAUGUUUAUGAAGUCUAAUCCGUAUGUGAAGCUGGGGCUUUGCGAGGAGCUGUAUUUAUAUGCCUACGAGCACAACAGUGACCACUUCUUGCUGGGGACCUUCCCCAAUUUGUUCCUACAGAAGAAUUAUCUCUUUCUUAAAUUUUUUAAUAUAAAGAAGUUGCAGGAUGUUAAUGCGCUGUAUGAAAAGCACAUGCGUUUUUUCGUUCGUUCCAAUAUGGUUUUUAAGUUGGGCGUGCUGAAACGGGCCGCCAAAGAUACCUUGAAGGACCUGUUUUUGACCCCCAGGCAGUACCUGCCCAUCACGGAGGCGCAGACGAGGAGCGUGCUGGCCAAGUUCGACCGGGAGAUGGGUGCCUUCGAGCGCUGCUCCGCGGUGGAGGUGCGCGCGGACGGCAAGGCGGGAGCCACGCACGGCGCGGGUAGCGGUGGUAGCGGUGGUAGCGCGGGUAGCGCGCGUAGCGGCGAUAAUGGAGGUGACGCCGCUGACACGUCCAGCAACGAUGCCGCCGCAAACGCUUCUAACAGCGCCAACCGGGGGCGCUUCUCACACGAGUGCGUCGGCGAGCUGACCAUCGCCAACUGCAGGGACGAGGAGGAGGCGCGCGAGUUCCUGGAGAAGGACCCCUACACGAGGUGCUGCCUGUACGAGAGCAUCUUCUUCUGCGAGGUGCGCGAAGUGGCCCCCCACGUCAAGUACGCGCAGGGCUACAUGCCCAAGGCCAAGUCCUGCCUGGACUACCGCUACCAGCUGGACGCCAACCUGAACCCCAACUACUGCCUGGAGGAGAAGCCAGAGUACAUGGGGAACAGGAGCCUCGCCCAGAGGGAGUUCGAAAACCACGAGCGGGUGGACCUCGACCUGCUGGACGCCUUCAUCAAGUUGAAGUACGCCAACCGGGAGGUGCAACUGGCGGCGGAGCAGGCGGAGCAGGCGGAGCCGGCGGCGGGAGGGGAAGUGGCGAACGAUGGAGCGGCGAACGAGGGAGAGGCGAACGAUGGAGCGGCGAACGAUGGAGCGGCGAACGAGGGAGAGGCGAACGAUGGAGCGGCGAACGAGGGAGAGGCGAACGAGGGAGAGGCGAACGAUGGAGCGGCUAAUGAUGAAACGACGAACGAGGGAGAGGCGAACGGAGGGCCCACCCCUUCCAGCGCCCCGCUCCAAAAGGGGGUAGCCAAACGGUACAAAAUAAAAAUCGUGGACUACGACAAUGACUACAUGGAGUACCUCUGCAACGUGCAACAGAACAAAAUUGUGCAGGUAAAAAAGGGAGAGAGGGGAGAGGCCCCCCCGGACGAGACGACCCCCUGCCUGUCGAGAGACAUGUACGAUGCCCUGGUGAAAGACAUGAGGGACCCAAGCAUUUACCGCAAGAAGGACAUCAUCCUCGUGGAUAAUACUCUGGAAUUUUUUGAUCAUCUCUUUUUUAAAGACUACUUGUCUCAAUUUGUUUACAUUUCUCUCCCCCCGGGGGAAUUCAUCGAAGAACCAUAUGCCAUAAAAGAUGAAAAGAAUUAUGAGUUUACCAUUUUUAACAAUUCGCUAGCUAGCCAAGAGGACUUCCUAAAGAGACAGAACUACCAGCCGAGGUUCCUAAAGGGCAUUUGGCUGAAGAAGGACCAGUCCAAAAUUUUAUUCUACGAUAAGCAGAACAACGCUCUCAUGUUUGGCACAGGGAUUGACAAGACCUUCUCUUGGAAUAGGAAGGUGGACCGUCGCGUUAUGAAGAGGGCACUAAUAAACAUGGAGAUCGCUUUGGAAAAGAUUCGCCAAGGGAGCUGCGUACUGAAUGAUGAUGUUACUGUGAACCAGGAGACUGAGCGCACGAUAAAGGAGUACACGGAUGAGUACACCUCGUUCGAGCGGCGGUUCACUUCCCCGCACAACCAACUGGUCUCAUCGGAGGGCUACCCGGAUUUGAAGCCCCCCCCAGGGCUGGAGUACCUCAACCCGCACAUCUGGGAGAAAACCCCCGAGGAGCACAAGCAGCUGCUGCUGGACACGGAGCGCGUGCAGAAGAUCCACUCGAAAUUUCUGAAGAAGCUGGAGCUGUACAAGGCGUCGAUUGACGACGACCCCUUCGCGCAGGAGGUCCCCGCGGAGAGCGACAUCCUGGCCAACUCCGACAAGGUGCAGGUGCAGUACCUGUGA